This is a messenger RNA of Mesorhabditis belari, 1980 nucleotides long. The record is from the annotation of a GenBank genome assembly. NCBI's taxonomy places the organism in Eukaryota, Metazoa, Nematoda, Chromadorea, Rhabditida, Rhabditidae.
AUGGAAGACGAUGAAGAACCGCCAAUGGAAAUCUUUUUGAGAGGCUACGAUCCGGUGACUGUGGCCGCCUCCUUGACGUUACGCCUUCCCUUCAACAUGAUCCACGGAUCGACAAAUGGGAAUCCCUACUACUCUCGAAGAAGACUCUCGCUGAUCGAAGCUUUGAACAACAGCAUUCAAGAGGAUUUUGACCCAACAACAACAAAACUUCAAGCUCUCUCUUUCAACAACAAUAAUCCAGCUGACGAUCUACUCACUCAUAUAAUCCCAAGCAAAAGUAGCUUUGUUGACGACGAUUUAGAUGAGAUGAAUCGAAGUUUCUUCUUUGGAGAUCAUGGAAAUGAACGAGUCUACAGCAUUCGACAGAUUUUAGCUCAGAAUCCUGAAUCAUUCCCUGAUCGAGGUCGCCUUUCAAUGAAAUUACCGCGUUUCUACUCAAGGAGUAAAGCUGAUGAGAAUGCUUAUAUUCCGGAACUAAUCCGACAACUCGAUCGACCAGUGAAAAAUCAGAAACGUUCUAAAAGUCAACCAAUGGCUCCAUCCCCGAAUGAAUCCGAUGAUGAUUAUGAAACUGUUCAACAUAUCUCAAGAGUACAAGCUCCAGCUGAAGAAUGGUCGAGAGGAUGUCGGUGUUCAUUGCAAAGUACCUCAUCGAGUGGGUCUCGAAGCAAUGGAAGUACUGAAUCUUCGUCUGAUGGGGCAAUGAUCGCCGAGGCCUCGUUCGAUCAUGUCGCACUGUUGCCAGACGAGCUUCCAUUUGCUGCUGGUGAUGUGAUCUCUAUCUUUGAUGCCAGCUCUCAAACAGGACUUUGGUAUGGCAGCUGUGGAGAAAGUCAAGGAUGGUUCCCAGCUAGUCAUGUCAGGGUUGUUUCUGGCUCUUCCUCUAGACCCUCAUCCACUUCAUUGUCGACAGACUCUUUCCCGCAAUCGAUGAGAACACAACGAGCAAAUGUUGUUGAAGAGUUGAUGAACACAGAAAGGGAUUACGUUAGAUUAUUGGAAAACAUUGUCCAAGGUUUCUUGGAACAAACAAGAAGAAGAUCUGAGCUUUUUUCUUCUCAACGAGUUAGAAAUAUUUUUGGAAACAUCCAAUCAAUCUACUUGUUGCAUUCGAAAAUUUUGAGAGAUCUAGAGAUUGCAUUGGAUCAAUCAUCACCAGAAAAUACUUGUCUUGGAUCAGCUUUCUUAAGAAAUAAACAAUCUUUCGCUAUUUACUCUGAUUAUUGCAACAAUCGACCGGUUUCUUGUGCUGAAUUAGCAAUCCUCACUAGACAACCAAUUUAUCAUCAAUUUUUUGAGGCUUGCCGUCUCCUCCGAGGAAUGCCUAAUUUGAGUCUUGAAGGGUUCUUGCUAACCCCCGUUCAACGAAUUUGCAGAUAUCCACUUCAGUUGGCUGAAUUGUUGAAGGCAACCCCGGACAGUCAUGAGGAUCGAACAGCCUUGGAGGCAGCUGAACGAGCGAUGAGAGCUGUCGCUGCUCAGAUCAACGAUCGAAAGAGAAGAAUUGAGGCUUUACAAGAUAUCGCUCUUUGGCAGAAAAAUGUUCAUGGAUGGAGGGGACCAGAUCUCCUUGAGAACAACAGUGCUAUGUUGAGAUCCGGUGAAGUCUUCUGCCGAAGUGUUGCCCCGAAUUCAAGUCAAUGGUCAAAGGAUAUUUUACUAUUCCUCUUUGAUCAAUCAAUCGUUAUCUGUAAAAAGGAUUUGAUCAAAAAGAACUUUUACAUUUUCAAAGAGCGAAUGUCAUUACAACAAACAAAUGUGGUCGAUGUUCGCGAUGGAAAAGAUUCGACUUUCAAUGUAAACGUGAAGAACUCUUUCAAGCUGAUCGGCCCUGGGAAACAAUAUCUCUUCAGUUGCAAUGAUAAGAAGACAAAAGCUGCUUGGUUGGCGGCUUUCGAUAAGCGAUGUCUCUCCUAUCCAUCCGCUACAGCAGAAGAGAAGCGAUUAGCCAUCGCCACACUGAAUAACUUGAAAUUAGCC